CAAAAGGGUGUGUGUCACCUUUGAAAAAUAUUAAUUUUUUUAUAUAUUUUCUAAAUAAUUGUAAUUAUUUAACAAUUAGCAGUAACCACCAUUAAUAUGAAUAUGUAGUAGUCAUCUUAGUGCCAUACAUUUUCAUAUAGUUUUGCUUUUGGAUUCUUCUUCUUUUAUAUUUGUUUAAUUAUUCCCAAAUAACCACAAUUUAUCAUUAAAAAUGAGCUUUGUUAAUAUAUUCAAAAGAAGAAAGCCCAAGGAAGAAACCACUGCUGCUAUCAUAGGUACUCCGACCAACGUAAAUCAUGAUAUUCACGUUAGCGUCACAGCAGACGGUUCAUUGGAAGGGCUGCCAGGAUCCUGGCUACGUCAAAUCGGCACUCAAAUAACCAAAGCAGAACAAAACGAAAACCCCGAGGUGGUCAAAAAAGUGCUGCAGUAUUACAACUUUUCAGUGAAGAAACAUGGGGUGCCAGGUCAGGAAAUUGUCAAGCACAUUUUCACCGAGCAUGACAUUGCCGAGGAAUCCAAGGAGAUGGAUUUGUAUAUGCAAUCAAAAGACGCACACAAGAGCAAAGAUUCGGAUUUAUCUAGUGAAGACUCAGAAAAAUCAAAUAAUUUCAAUAGUAAUCAUAGGUCUACUGUUCCGCUAAACGUUGAGAAGGACUGUGGCAAUAAUUUAUUGCAAACUAAAAAUUUAGCGCAAAGCAUAGAUAACCUUACUAUAGAAGCUGAUGAAAUUGAAUAUAGGAAACCUAGUAUAACAGAUAAUGAUAUUUAUAGACGAAGAUCCAAUAUGAGUGAUGACGAUUAUAUGAGAGAUAUUAAGAAGAUUUGCAAUCCGGGAGACCCCUCUGAUUUUUAUGAAAAAACUUUAAAAGACUUGGGAAGCGGAGCUUCUGGAAUGGUUUUCGCUGCUACCAACAAACGAACAGGAGAAUUAGUUGCCAUAAAAGAUAUUGAUAUGAAAAAGCAAUCAAAAAAGGAUUUGCUGCUUAGCGAAAUUAAAAUUAUGAAGGACUUUCAACAUAAGAAUUUAGUGAAUUUCUUGGAUGCUUUUGUGGUAAAUGUUGAUCAUUUAUGGGUAGUCAUGGAAUUGCUAGAUGGUGGUCCUCUAACUGACGUUGUUACCGAAACUGUGAUGAAAGAAGGCCAGAUAGCAGCUGUGUGUUAUGAAGUAUUACAAGCCAUAAAUUACCUACACAAUCGAGGCACCAUUCACAGAGACAUCAAAUCUGAUAACGUAUUGCUUGGUAUGGACGGUACUGUUAAAGUAACGGAUUUUGGAUUUUGUGCUAAUGUUAUUGGCAACGAGCAAAGAGAAACUAUGGUUGGUACACCUUAUUGGAUGGCGCCAGAAGUGGUAACUCGACAAAAAUACGGAAAAAAAGUCGACAUUUGGAGUUUGGGCAUUAUGAUCGUCGAAAUGUUAGACGGAGAACCGCCAUAUUUGAAGGCACCUCCUAUUAGGGCCUUGUAUUUGAUCACAGUUAAUGGUCGUCCAAAUAUAUUAAGAUGGGACUCGUGUUCGCCAAAAUUGCAAGAUUUUAUUGAUCAGUGUCUACAAGUAGAUGUAGAUAAUCGAGCCAUUGCCGAAGACCUAUUACAGCAUGAAUUUUUAGAAGAAAGAAUGGAACUCAAAAGCUUGACUCCAUUGAUUAGGGCUGCCAAAAGGAUUCUUCACAAGAAUUAACUCAAACUGUAUCCAUGUGUUUUUAUUUUCUAUGUAUACAACCAAUUUUAUGUAUUUUUGUUCUCUAGAAAUGGCUCUUUCACUACAAAUUAUUGACGAUGCUUUAUUUACAGUUUAAAAACAAUAAGGUUGAAUUUUGAAUAAUUAAUAAGUGAAAGAGUUUCUCUGGAAGUAUAUUCUUACACUUUAUUUUUUCCCAAGAUAUUUGACAUUGAAAACUUUGAAACAUAAACAAUAACGCUUGACCCUGAUUGGUCGCAAAAUGAGGUGUUUCUGCAAGUUGACAUCAGUUUCACAAUAUUGACAAUGCCAAAAUCUAUCUUGGAAAAAAAUAAACCUUAUAUUAAUUUUAAAACAAAGCAGUCAGUGUUAAAUUUAAUUUUUUAGGGAGUUGCUUAAAUGUGGCUUUAAAUAGAAGCCAGUCACAUUUGAGUGGAAACCCAGUAAUUUAAUGAAACUUUAUAAGAAUUAUGAGAGUAUUAUUGGGUCCAAAACAUUGCAUUUUGUAACUUAACAAAAGACUGAGCCAAAAAUUCUAUAUUAAUUGACACCAUAUUUUUUGAAAAUGUUUUUUUACAAUGUUUUUACUUUUACCAAGUAUAGGAAUUUAUUAUAUUUUAUCAGAUUUAUUAUAUAAAUAUUUUUUAGUCGAAAACAAUUGAUGCAAUAACUAAUUUUAUGUAUGAAUGUUUUAAGAAUUUUAUUGAUGUAUAUAUUUUCUCUUUUUGAAACUAUUAUGCAUUGAAUUUGUGUGAUGAAAAACGUAAAUAACUGUGCUACAACAAAUAUAUUUGUUUAAUUUUA
Molecule: messenger RNA, 2488 nt
Organism: Ceutorhynchus assimilis (cabbage seed weevil)
Lineage: Eukaryota; Metazoa; Arthropoda; Insecta; Coleoptera; Curculionidae
Source: the annotation of a GenBank genome assembly